Molecule: messenger RNA, 871 nt
Organism: Chenopodium quinoa (quinoa)
Lineage: Eukaryota; Viridiplantae; Streptophyta; Magnoliopsida; Caryophyllales; Amaranthaceae
Exons: 4
Coding region: 215-559 (114 amino acids)
Source: RefSeq, a predicted model, not a curated record
AUUAGGUAUUAGGACUUUAGGAGCGAGUACAAUGCAAUAUGCUUAUUACGGAGUAUCUUCUUACUAAGUAAUUGAAGGUUUUCUAUAAAUAGCAAGUAUAUUAAUAGCUGGAAAUCAUAUACAGAAUUAAGAAAUCUAAGCAUGGAAUAUUCAAAAAUGAAAUUCUUUCUCACUUUUCUUCUUCUUGCACUAUUCAUGCUAGCCAAAACAACUGAUGGACAUUGGAGAUUAUUGGGGAAAGAGAGGCAUUGAACACCUCAAGUACAAUCUCUACGAUUUCUUAAAGGAAGAAGGAAAAUCAGUUCCAAAAGACAGAGAAACAAGAUAUACUUCUUUCACAAAAGACUUUGAACCAAGGCCCAAUCCGGCAUCAGGGUGGCAUGGAAAAGAUGACAUAGAAACAAUAUACACUUCUUUGGCAAAGGAUUUCAAACCAAGGCCCAACCCAGCAUUUUGGUGGCAUGGAAAAGAUGCCAUAGAAACAAAGUAUACUUCAUUUGGAAAAUUUUUUGAACCAAAGCCUAACCCGACAAUGGAAGGAAAUCCCAAAGUUAUUUGAGUUCAACUCAUUCAAUUAUGAUAUGAUACAACUUAUUCUUGAAAUGUUCAUGUGGAAAUGUUCGAUUUGGUUCUUUCGAUAUGUUAUCUAUGUAUUUACUGAGCUUGUAACUUUACUUUGAUGUUGAAGCUUGUGUGAUUUAGUCUUUUUAAUCUUUCGAUUAUAAUUAAUAAAUAAGUAACGACCAUAGUUGGUUGUUGUAUUAAGCGGCUAGUUAUUCGAUUGGCCAUGCCUUGCCUUUGUAUUAUGAUCGAUCAAAUGUUUAUCUGCAAUAAGUUUUAAGUUUAAUGUAUAAAUAUUAUUCAAUAUAAA